Bradysia coprophila is the source of this 1929-nucleotide messenger RNA. RefSeq names its product glycine receptor subunit alpha-2-like. Gene Ontology annotation, molecular function: extracellular ligand-gated monoatomic ion channel activity; transmembrane signaling receptor activity. Gene Ontology annotation, cellular component: membrane. Gene Ontology annotation, biological process: monoatomic ion transmembrane transport. The record is from RefSeq and is a predicted model, not a curated record. NCBI's taxonomy places the organism in Eukaryota, Metazoa, Arthropoda, Insecta, Diptera, Sciaridae.
UUUAAUAAAAUAAUUAUUUUGUUUAUAAUUCAUUGAUUAAAAUAUUUUCGACUGACGAAUUACUGUUGAAGCGAAUAGACACGAAUUCUUUUAUGUUUAACAUUAUGAUUAGCGUUGAGAUUAUCAUGCAACGGAAAGUUGUGGCAUAAACGAAACUCUACAUUGGCGGUGGUUUGUGCGGUUUUCUAAUAUACAAAAUUUAAAACGAAAAAUUGGCAAAGAUAGUUCUAUUUAUUGCCAAAAAGACACGAUGAUUGUUUGAUGUUUGGUGGUCUUUUUUUGUGCAACAGCCAAUAUCUCAUUUCAUAUAAUACGAAAAUGAGUUGGUUUUUGGAACGGGUCGUGAAACUUUCCGUUUAUCUAAAAAAAAGCAGUUACCAAUGUGAAAUCAAUUUUUAAUUGAGAUCCAAUUAAUAUUACGGACUAUUUUCUAGUAAAUUUAUUUUUUGUACUGAUCUACCACUUAGUAAUGAGAUUAGUCCAGAUAAUAUGUGCAUUAAUUCUGCUUAAAAUUAAAAUGGUUUCUGUAUCAACUCAAGCAGUGAUCGCAUCGACUUACACUAUGGAUGAAGGAUAUGAUAAAAAUGAAAGACCGAGCGCACUAACAGAUGUUUCGAUUGGACUGUAUCUGAAUCGCAUAUCAGCAGUCAACGAAAACAAUGAAUUUCGGACGAAUUUUCAGGAAAUUUCUAUCGAUGUUUUCCUACAAGUUAUAUGGGAGGACAAACGCAUCAAACACAAAAAUGAUCCGAACACAACCAUACCCAGUUACAUUGAAUUGAAAACGGAAGAGAGGCAUGAGAUUUGGGUACCUGAUCUGUAUAUACGACAACUUAGGGAGAUGAAAGUUCUGAAGCUGUUUGAAGAAAUUUCUAGCCUAAGAUUGUACAGAAAUAGCACGGUAGUCUUCAGCAUGGGUGCAACCAUAAUCAUCAAGUGUGAUAUGGACUUUUUGCUGUAUCCCCUAGAUGUACAAAUAUGUCCGGUAGACUUUAGUAGUUACAAAUAUUCUGUGAAAGACAUGACAUUUCGAUGGAAAAAAGAGAAUCCUAUAACGUUCCCCAAGGAUUUCGAUGAGGGCUUUUUCCGUCUGCCAAAAUACGUCGUAUCAUUUUCAACCGAACAAGAUCCACAUAUCGUUUAUUAUGGUGACGUUGACCACUGUAGCGCUCGACUUGAGAUAACACUGUCGCGUGAGCUUAAGAGCUAUUUACUGGAACACUAUCUUCCGUCCACGUUAUUUGUGUCAAUGUCGUGGGGAAGUUUUGUUGUCAUACCGGAAGUGGUACCCGGUCGAAUGGUUUUACUGGUCACGACACUACUUACAUUAGUUACAAUGUUCAAUACAGUUCGCAACAAUUCCCCAGAUUCACUCGAACUGAAAUGCAUUGAGGUGUGGUUGAUAAGUUGCAUCCUUUUUGUAUUUCUCGCCCUAAUUGAGUAUUUCAUCGUACUUUUCGGAAUACGUUACGAUAAGCAUUGGCGAACCGCCAAAACAAUAACUAAGGCAAUGGCAAUGUCUAACAGUGAAACGCAGAUGCCGAAUUCCAUGCAACGAAAAAACGGCUUAGAACAAUCAGCACGAGCAUUCCAAAAUUUGAACAAAAUUACGCCGGAGAAUAAAAAGAAAAUAACAAACAUCCCAUCGAACGCACCACCUAUUGCAAAUUCAACAGCCAAUAUUCAUCCGAUUGAGAAUAACACCGGAAGCAUUUCUUCCAAUCCAAAUACAAUCAACAGAAAACGUUUCCGGAAUGCAGCCGAGGUGGCUAUUUUGUAUGCGGGUUCUCAACGUGGGAAAUUGGACCAGAUAUCUUUAAUCAUCUUCCCACUUUCUUUUCUCGUCUUUAGCAUGGUCUACUGGAUAUUGUACAUAACGGAGUCAAAGAAACGAAUGUGAUUGUGAAGCACAUCAAUUUUUUUUUUAUA